AAUAUGGCUAAAAAGUCUGGGGCGUGUGACACGCGGUGUCAGUUGUUGUUUACAGAAGCCAUAAACACAGAAAAUUCAAGGAGAAUUGAUUGGUUUAGAAAAAACCAACAAAAAUUAAUUGACAAUUUAGGCAGUGAGAAAAUCAUCAGCCGAGCUAAGGCUCAGGUUGCUGAGUUGGAAGAAAGACGUCGGAAGCGUAUGCAGGCAGAACGACGAGAGAAACAAGAAGCUUCACUUAAACUAUCUCAUUGGCGGCCAGCUUUAGACGAUACUUUGAAUUUGAAAUAUAUGAAAACCGUGGAGCCUCAUGUACUAGACAUUUUGUUUGAAAAAGGCAUGCCGAGUCACGAAGCUAGAAGAAAAUAUCUUCGUGAAAGAUACGAUAAAAUGGUAGAAGAUCGAUUCUACUACCUCAAUGCCAGUAGCUGGACCUACGGUUGGCGUUUGAAAGAUUUCCCACCUGUACCAGCCACAAAAUUGGGAAAGAGUCAGAUUAUUCAAGCUUCAUUUUAUCGCCGGAACGCCUCAAGUCUUCAGCAUGAUCCAAGUUGGUAUAGAUUGUGUCAGACAGGGAAUCCCAAAAAUUACAACGAAAUUUUAACUUAUUAA
Athalia rosae (coleseed sawfly) is the source of this 609-nucleotide messenger RNA. RefSeq lists its product as uncharacterized. The transcript is spliced from 3 exons. The coding region runs from base 4 to 609 and encodes 201 amino acids. The record is from RefSeq and is a predicted model, not a curated record. Lineage: Eukaryota; Metazoa; Arthropoda; Insecta; Hymenoptera; Athaliidae.